AUAAGACGGCGAUCGUCUCCUCCUCCGGCGGUCCGGCCAAAGUUAGGAAGGUUCCGCCCCGACUUCACUCGCUAUCUCCUGCGCCUGCGCGGCCGGUGCGCGUGCCGGACGUCGUCCCGCAAUCCGGACUCUCCGAAGAAACCAGGAAUUCCGCAAUGUUGUAAUUGAUCAGCGGGUGCGUGGAGAUUCAAAGCUGGAAUUCCGUACGCGCAAAUCACAUUAUCCUCGGAGGGAGCCUUCGGGUUCUGGCGCCAUGGUGAUGCCGAUGGCGAGCGCCGGCGAAGACACGGAAGCGAGGAGGCCACUCCUCACCAGGAAGCGCGAUGACGACGUGGACCUGGGCGACGGCGACGCAUCCUUCGCCGGCGCGGUGUUCAACCUGUCCACCACCAUCGUGGGCGCGGGCAUCAUGGCGCUCCCGGCCACCAUGAAUGUGCUGGGCCUCGUCCCGGGCCUCACGCUGGUCGUGCUCGCCGCCGUGCUCACGGACUCCUCCAUCGAGCUCCUCAUGCGGUUCAGCAACGCCGUGGGCGCCGCGUCCUACGGCGAGGCCAUGGGCGACGCCUUCGGGGCCUUCGGCAGGGGGUUCCUCCAGUUGUGUGUCGUCGUCAACAACGUCGGCGUCAUGGUCGUCUACAUGAUCAUCAUUGGCGAUGUGCUGUCGGGAACUUCUCCUUCUUCGAGCGGCGUCCACCAUCACGGUGUGUUCGAAGGAUGGUUCGGCCACAACCGCUGGAACGGUCGCUUCGCCAUCCUCGCCAUCACCACCCUCGGCGUCUUCACGCCGCUCACAUGCUUCAAGCGCGUCGAUUCACUGAAGUACACUUCGGCCGUGUCGGUCGCGCUGGCCGUGGUGUUCGUCGUGAUCACCGCCGGAAUCGCCGUCAUCAAGUUGACGAGAGGGCAGAUCCCCAUGCCCAAGCUGUUCCCCGACGUCCACGAUUGGGAGUCCAUCUUCAGGAUCUUCACGGCCGCUCCAGUUCUUGUCACCGCCUACAUUUGCCACUACAACGUGCACCCGAUUCACAACGAGCUCAAGGACCCAGCCCAGAUCAAGCCGAUCGUGCGGGCGUCGCUGGUGCUGUGCUCCGUCGUGUACGUCACCACCAGCUUCUUCGGCUUCAUGCUCUUCGGUGAGGACACGCUAGACGACGUGCUCGCCAACUUCGACUCCGACCUCGGUAUCCCCUACGGCUCCGUCUUCAACGACGCCGUCAGGGUCAGCUACGCGCUCCACCUCAUGCUCGUCUUCCCCAUCGUCUUCCACGCGCUCCGCCUCAACAUGGACGGCCUCCUCUUCCCCUCGGCGCGGCCGCUCGCGUGCGACAACCGAAGGUUCGCCGCGCUCACGGCGGCGCUCCUCGCCGUCAUCUUCCUCGCCGCCAACUUCAUCCCCAAUAUCUGGUUAGCCUUCCAGUUCACCGGGGCCACCGCCGCCGUGUCCAUCGCGUACAUCUUCCCGGCCGCCAUGGUGCUCAGGGAUCGUCACGGCAUAGCGAAGAAGAGGGACAAGUUGCUGGCGGUUUUCAUGAUUGUUAUUGCGGCGGUGUCCAACGGAGUGGCCGUGUAUAGCGACGCUUGCUCCUUGUGAUUUGGUGGCAUGCUGGCAUGUGACAUGGCAGCCCCGACGCCGAACGUUGGUCUCCACCAUGGCACUCUGUAUAUUGUAUAGCGGGUGAUGAGAGAUCACUGACUGACUUGAGUUCCUUGUACAAAUUCAAGUGUAUAUAUCUCCGCAGCUCUGCAUCAUGUGUAGAAGUUGAGUAAGGGUUGGAUUCCAAUAUAUACAACUCAUUGUAGUGCCAACACUGCGAAA
Messenger RNA from Lolium perenne, 1816 nucleotides. RefSeq names its product amino acid transporter AVT6A. Gene Ontology annotation, molecular function: L-amino acid transmembrane transporter activity. The record is from RefSeq and is a predicted model, not a curated record. Gene Ontology annotation, biological process: amino acid transmembrane transport. Lineage: Eukaryota; Viridiplantae; Streptophyta; Magnoliopsida; Poales; Poaceae. Gene Ontology annotation, cellular component: membrane.